Messenger RNA from Tilletiaria anomala UBC 951, 2314 nucleotides. Its product is annotated as indole-3-acetaldehyde dehydrogenase. Gene Ontology annotation, molecular function: aldehyde dehydrogenase (NAD+) activity. The transcript is spliced from 2 exons. The record is from RefSeq and is a predicted model, not a curated record. Lineage: Eukaryota; Fungi; Basidiomycota; Exobasidiomycetes; Georgefischeriales; Tilletiariaceae. The coding region runs from base 403 to 1905 and encodes 500 amino acids.
CGGCGUUUGUGUGGGGUGGGGGGAGUGAGAAGGAGAUGGUGGGCAAGUACCCUCACUCCCAUUCUCUUCCUCUCCUGCCAUCCUGCGCCAGCCAGCAGGUUCACCUCCAGCAUCGGCACUCCACUCCACUGCACCCCACUCGCUUUUACUGGCCUCACUAAUUGGGUUUUACUUAGCAAGGUUUCCAAUUCGAAGUCGAUAGACAGCCACGCUGUGCCUUCGUAUUCCUUUUUGAGUCCACUCCGCCUGCUCCCCUUUCCCGGGUCAUCUCCCACUUCGCCACCACCGCAUAUAUAGCCAGCCUUCCGUCAGCCCACUCUUCUCCGCUUCCCCAUCCCAUUGCAUCCAUUGCACAUCUUUCUUCGCGUGCCGAUCGAUUCAUUAGCAUCACCUUCUACGACAAUGUCAGCCCCUCAGGUCAACCUCACUUUCCCCAACGGCGGCAAGAGCUCCUUCUCAGGCGGCCUUUUCAUCAACAACGAGUUCGUUCCCGCGCAGUCCGGCAAGACGCUCGCCGUCAUCAACCCUGCUACUGGCAAGGAGAUCGCGCAGGUCGCCGAAGCCGACGCAAAGGAUAUUGAUAUCGCAGUCAAGGCGGCACGGGAGGCGUACAACAAUGUUUGGGGCGAGAAGGUCCCAGGCCACAAGCGUGGUCGUCUCCUUCUUAAGCUCGCCGACUUGGUCGAGCAGCACAUCGACGAGCUCGCCGCUAUCGAAUCGCUGGACAAUGGAAAGCCUGUUUCGAUUGCAAAGGGGUUUGACUUCACUGAGGUGAUUGCCAACCUGCGAUACUACGCUGGCUGGGCAGACAAGAAUCACGGCAAGGUCAUCGAGGUCGACAGCAGCAAGCUCACAUAUACUCGCCACGAGCCUGUCGGCGUCUGCGGUCAAAUCAUUCCCUGGAACUUCCCGGCACUCAUGUUCGCCUGGAAGAUUGCACCCGCCCUCGCAACUGGAAACACUAUUGUACUAAAAGUCGCCGAGCAAACUCCGCUUUCGGGCCUCCGCAUGUGUCAGCUGAUCAAGGAGGCUGGCUUCCCAACCGGUGUCGUCAACGUCGUUGCAGGUUUCGGCCCGACUGCCGGCGCCGCAAUCGCUGCGCACAUGGACAUUGACAAGGUGGCCUUUACUGGCUCUACGCUUGUCGGCCGCAACAUUAUGAAGGCUGCAGCCAGCACGAACCUCAAGAAGGUCACACUCGAACUCGGUGGCAAAUCUCCGAACAUCAUACUCAAAGACGCAGACCUCGAACAGGCAGUCUCAUGGGCCGCCUUCGGCUUCUCAUUCAACACUGGCCAAUGCUGCUGCGCCGGCACCCGCGUGUACGUCGAGGAGGCAAUCUACGAAAAGUUCAUGGAGAAGCUGCUCGUAAAGGUCAAGUCGAUCAAGACCGGCGAUGGCUUCCAGGGAGACACUUUCCAAGGUCCGCAAGUCUCGCAGCUGCAAUUCGACCGUGUCAUGGGUUACAUCCAACAAGGCAAGGCCGACGGCGCCAAGGUUCUCACUGGCGGCGAGCGCCACGGCACGGAGGGCUACUUUGUGCAACCGACCGUCUUUACCGACGUCAACCCGGACAGCAAGAUUUCACGCGAGGAGAUCUUCGGACCGGUCGUCGUCGUCCACAAGUUCAAAGAUCAGCAGGACCUAAUCCGCAUCGCGAACGACUCGAUCUAUGGCCUGGCCGCGGCAGUCUUCUCGCGCGACGUUUCGCGCGCGCUCGAGACGGCGCACGCGCUCAAGGCCGGCACCGUCUGGGUCAACUGUUACAACCAGAUCAACCCGCAGGUACCGUUUGGCGGCUACAAGGCAAGCGGCAUCGGCCGCGAGCUUGGCGAGUACGCAUUGAGCAACUACACCAACGUUAAGGCCGUCCAUGUCAAUUUGAACAUCCCCGCGCCUUUGUAAGAAAAGGGUACAAGCAGGAUUGGUCAAAGCAUGCUUUCGCUUUUGGAAGUUUGCGAGAUAUGCGUGAGCUUGGUGGCUUUCCUCAUGUAUCCCUGUCUCACAGUGCACAUAUCCCCGGCUCCGCCUUCACCAUGAACUUGUUAGUGACGAUAUGCGAAUGGAAUCUAACUCGGAACAAAACCCAAUCUUCGCGAGUGAAAUGACUGCCAUUUCCGUAAAGCACGAACGUAGUUCUGCUGGUCAUCGCGUGUAAAGAGCGGCUGAGGUCGUGCUCAAUCAUAUGCUUUGCCGUUAACUGCAACAACUGCCCAGAGCGGAGCCAAACGAGAGUCGGGACGACACAGGCAGCCAGCUCAGCUUAACCUGGCCGAGAAGCAUGGCGAUCACGAAGGGUUGGUAUAUCGGGCCG